Molecule: messenger RNA, 2924 nt
Organism: Lactuca saligna
Lineage: Eukaryota; Viridiplantae; Streptophyta; Magnoliopsida; Asterales; Asteraceae
Source: the annotation of a GenBank genome assembly
CACUCCACCAGCAAACUUUCUUUCUCCCGGCUCAAAAUGAAUUUAUCCAAUGCUCGACCUCUUUCUGCACCAUUGGUGAAUCUUUCGGGCUUGAUCAAUUACGAGGAGGAAUGUCUACCGUUAAAGGGUCCAAUUCAUUCUGUGAUUGGCAACAGUGAUGAUCGAACUAAUAAUGGAUUAAUCCAAUUCAUAAGGAGCAAGAAAGUGAAAGAAUUACAUCUAUCAGAGGCGUUGAUAGUACCUGAAACCACAAGUAUUUAUGAAGCCUGCUGUCAGAUGGCUGCUCAAAGAGCUGAUGUUCUUGUACUUACUAACUCAGAUGCGUUUCUCUCUGGGUUAUUGACCAAGAAGGAUAUUGCUACAAGGGUUAGUGCUCAUGAGAUUGAUUUGGUGAACACACCUGUGUCAAAGGUGAUGACAGAGAACCCAUUUUUCGUUUUGUCUGAUACUCUUGUAGAGGAAGCCCUGAAUUACAUGGCGAAAGAACAAUUUAAACAGUUACCUGUUGUGGAGAAUGAUAAGGUUAUUGGUUUACUUGACCUGCUUUUAUCUUUAUUUGAUGAAACCGCAAAUACCGAAACAACAGUUGAAAAUUACGACAAGGUUGUAGAAGCGACAGUGCAAAGAGUCACACAGAGGGCUUUAACUGUGGUGGAAUUGCCUCCAGACUAUGCAAUGAUAAUACCUGAAACCGAAACUAUAUACGACGCCUGCUGUGAGAUGAUUAAACAUCGAAAUGAUGCUGUGGUACUCACUGGCUCAAAUGUGAUAUUCAGUGGUAUAUUGACAAAAAAGGAUAUUGUAACAAGAAUCAUUCCUUGUGGUAUCGAUAUUGUAAACACACCUGUCUCAAAGGUGAUGAGCAAGAAGCCAAUUUUUGUGUCCUAUGAUAGUCUUCCCGAGCAUAUCUUUCCAGAGAUUGUACUGCAAGGACAAGGGACACAUUUGCUUGUUCGAGAGAACAAUGAAGAUGGUGGUUUUAUUUACCAUUCACUGAGUAUACAGGGUGGUGUUCUCCCCAAUACAAGAACGACUAAUACAAAACAUAAAUUUCCCGAUGCUCCACAACAUACAUCUGUAGACCCCUCAGAGCAAUCAAGUAAACCACUCCAAGGUGUGAAUGGAAAUGUUGAUUGCUAUGAAACAGAUGGUCCUGGUCUUACACCUUUUGUGCACGUGUCCAAUUCACCAUAUCCCGACGUUGAUCCUUAUGAUAAAUUAGUCGUCCCUACAGUUGUGCCACGUCACCCGAAGCAAUCAAGCGAACCACUUUCAAGUGUUAAUGGCAAUGGCGAGUGGGAUGAAACAGAUGGACCUGGUCUUACACCUUUUGUGCAUGUGUCCAAUUCACCAUAUCCUAACGUUGAUCCUAAUGAGAUAUUUUCCGACCUUACAAACCCUGAGGAAUCAAGUGAACCAUUUCCAGGUGUUAUUAUCAACGAGGAGUCGGAAGAAAGUCAUGGUCCUGGUCUUACACCUUAUAGUCGUAUCAACAAUUCACCAUAUCCAAACGAUCAGUCUUUUGAUAAAUUAAUGGCCCCACCUCCACAACAUACAGAUGUACGUCCCCCGGAGCAAUCAAGUGACCCACCUCCAGGUGUUAAUAGUAACGACGAGUGGGAUGAGACUGAUGGUCCUGGUUUUACACCUUUUUCGCAAGUGACUAAUUCACCAUAUCCCAAUGAUUCUUGUGAGAAUUUAGUCGACCCAUCUCAACAAAAUACAACUGUACAUCCCUCGGACAAAUCGAGAAAUCCACUUCCAAGUGUCAGUGAAAAUGUUCCAUGGGAUGGGACUGAUGGUCCUGACAUUGCGCUUUCUGCUCAGGCGACUAUAGCUCCAAAUCUAAAUAAUCUUCUUCAUGAUUUAGUCCCCCCUCAACCACAAGCAAAUUUAGGUUCCCUUGAUGAAUCAAGUAAUCUACUUCAAGCUGUGAAUGGCAAGGGUGAUGAUAAGAAAAACAAAAAACCAUCCAUUAAUAUGUGGGUUUCAAUAGUAGAGAAGACAGUGGAGCAAAUGGGCAUAUCAGAGGCCUUGAUAGUAUCUCCAUCCAUAACUAUUUAUGAAGCUUGCUAUCAGAUGAGUGCUCAUAGAGCUAAUGUUCUUGUAGUCACCGACUUAAAUGGGUUACCAACUGGGAUACUAACAUACAAGGAUAUUGUAAAAACAGUGAUUGCUUCUGAGAUUCAUUUGGUGAACACACCUAUCUCAAAGGUGAUGUCAAAGAACCCAUCUUGUGUGAUGUCUGAUACACUCUUUGUGAAUGCACUUAAAGAGAUGGAAGAUAAAAGCUUUAAACAAUUACCAGUUACUCAGAAGAAUGGCAAGGUAAUCGGUUUAUUUUAUAAUAUGGGGAUGUCCGAUCUUACUAAAUUCGAGAAAGUUAUAGAAGCUGCAGCACGAGGAUUUUCUCCGAGGGGUCUGAAAAUGAAGCAGAUGCCUUUACAGCACGCCUUGAUGGUACCUGGAACAACAACAAUCUAUGAAGCAUGUUGUCGGAUGGCUGCUGGAAAAUUUGAGGUUGUAGUACUCACCAACAUACAUGGAUUCUUGAUGGGUAUAUUGACAAAAAAGGAUAUUGUAACACAAGUCAUUCCUAAUGCAAUUGAUAUUCAAAAAACAUCUGUAUCGAAGGUGAUGAAAAAAAACCGAAUAUGGGUGUCUUGUGAUUCUCUUCCUGUGGAAACCAUGGAAGAUAUUGUGAGAAGUGUAUGUUUAGAUUUUCUUGUUAUAGAAAAUGGCGAGGAUAAUGAAUUACUUUAUCUUCCGUUGGAUGGAUGUUUUCCUUAUUAAUGGAUAUCAUAUUCUCGUUAUUCUAAAGUCGAUGAUGGGUAAGCUUUUGAAUUUUGUGUCUACACCCACUAAUGUGAGUUAAUUACUAAAGAACACAUGUCCCCUAAUACCUUAUUGUAAUUUUUAGUUUU